This is a messenger RNA of Dentiscutata erythropus, 702 nucleotides long. Lineage: Eukaryota; Fungi; Glomeromycota; Glomeromycetes; Diversisporales; Gigasporaceae. The record is from the annotation of a GenBank genome assembly.
AUGGCUACAAACCUUUUAAUAUCUGAUUCUGGAUUGACUAAAAUUAAAGAAAUCACCAAAAAUAAUGACAUUUUUCAUCAAUAUGAUAAGUUCGAAGAAUUUGAAGUUAUUGGAAAUGGAUCGAGGGGAAUUAUUCAAAAAGCAAUGUCUAUAACUUAUCAAAAAAUUGUGGUAUUAAAAGAAUUAUCACAAUCUCAAAACUAUUCUUUCAAAGAGCUUAUUAAUGAUGUUCAAAAAUAUCAAAAAAUAGAUAACCAUGAUAAUAUUUUAAAAUUAUUUGGCCUAACACUACGAGACCUUCAAAAUGUUAACUUAUCUGAUAUUAUUCAAACUGCAAGCACAUCACCAGUUUUAUCUGUUAAAAAAAAUUCGCACAAUGAGAAGAAAAUUAAAUUAAAAAUUGAUAGUAAAGGUAUACAGGAUUUAAUACAAACUUAUCAAGAACAAUAUGAUAAUAAGGCUAAAGAAUUAGACUUGCUUAGCACGUUUUUAAAGAUAUUGAAGCAAUCAGAUGAUAAUAUUCAGAGCCCUUUCUCAAAUUCGAUGAUAUUUAAUCAAUCAAAAUUAAUUAUUGAUAAGAUUCAAAAUACCAUAGGAGAGUUAACAGCAUCUAAUAUUUUCGACAAACUUAAUGAAAACUCUGCAAAUAUAUUAUCCUUAUCACAAUCGAGUAAUUUAGAAAAAAAUUCCAACAUGCAAUAG